This is a messenger RNA of Seminavis robusta, 1333 nucleotides long. The record is from the annotation of a GenBank genome assembly. NCBI's taxonomy places the organism in Eukaryota, Bacillariophyta, Bacillariophyceae, Naviculales, Naviculaceae.
UUUCUCUUGGUGCCUGUUGAGUUUAGAAGAAGAGCUGUCGACAAUACGGUAGGCUCUCAUAACCAACCAAGCUUCCUCAAACAAAGCAAUGAAACCUACCGUGUACCUCGUGUUGUUUUUCUUUGUACAAGCUGUUUUGGGUAAUAAUACGUGCUUGGCUGACGGUGACGACGACAAGAUGAAACUUCGUGAUCUUUGGGCCACAGGAUCCAAAGAGACCAUUUCAUUUUUGGGAGGCAUCUACGAACAUUCCGAAUGGGUUGCCGAAACCUUGGUGAAACAACAGUCGGGCGAUGCGGACGAAAUCACGACCGUGUCAGGACUAGCAGCCGCCAUGAAGGCCAUUGUGGACAAUGCCACCGAAAAACAAAAAUUGGACUUGCUCAAGGCUCAUCCCGAUCUGGCCCAAAAGGUGGAAAAACUCUCCGAGCUGACAGCGGAUAGUCAAGAAGAGCAGUCCAAAGCAGGCCUACAAUCCAUGACGGCCGAAGAGCUAGCAAAAUUCACAGAAUUGAACACGCAGUACAAGAAGAAAUUCCAAAUCCCAUUCAUUCUGGCAGUCCGACAUUCCACGAAAUUCACCGUCCUGAGUGCUUUGGAGGGUCGUCUUUCCAAUCCAAAAGAGGCAGAGAUCGUGACGGCUCUGCAGCAAGUGCACAAAAUUGCCUGGAUGCGAAUAUUGGCCAAGCUAGAGUCCGAUGAACCCUCAGGGUUCCUUACGUGUCACGUCUUGGAUACUGCGAACGGUUGUCCAGCCGCCAAAAUGAGAAUUUCCUUGACGCGACUCUCACCUCCCGAGACUGCUGGGUUGGUUGCAAACUUUAUGACAAACGAUGAUGGUCGUUUGGAAGGUGGCCCAGCACUCAAAGGAUCCAACUUUACCGUUGGCACCUAUGAAUGGGUAUUUUACACUGGAGAUUACUUUGCAUCCAAAGGAACCCAGGUGGCCGGAACACCUUUUCUGGAUGAAGUUCCUUUGAGGUUUGGGAUUGACAACCCAGAUGAUCACUACCAUGUUCCGCUUCUGGUCAGUCCUUGGAGCUAUUCAACCUAUCGUGGUAGCUAGGCAUCUCUUCUGCCGUUGAAGAGAUAGUCGCGUACCAAGAAACCUAAUCUUGUCUCAACUAACGACUUAGAAAGUGCUCAACGAUGGAUGUACGUGCCUAUUGAUAGAGGAAGAAAGUAACCGAGUCGAGUCCUGAACCUAGGGAGAGACGUACCGGUAUCUAUCCAGUAUAUAUGAAAAACAAAAAAGUACUAGCUAGUAGGUCAUAGUUAUUAUCCAAUGACCUGCCACGGCUACCGCUAGCUACUACUACGGCUGUUGCGCAUC